Molecule: messenger RNA, 1253 nt
Organism: Oncorhynchus mykiss (rainbow trout)
Lineage: Eukaryota; Metazoa; Chordata; Actinopteri; Salmoniformes; Salmonidae
Gene: atp6v1g1
Product: ATPase H+ transporting V1 subunit G1
Biological process (GO): synaptic vesicle lumen acidification
Cellular component (GO): vacuolar proton-transporting V-type ATPase, V1 domain; vacuolar proton-transporting V-type ATPase complex; synaptic vesicle membrane
Molecular function (GO): proton-transporting ATPase activity, rotational mechanism; ATP hydrolysis activity
Source: RefSeq, a predicted model, not a curated record
GAGGAAAGGAAUCUAGUAAAGUAAAAGAGUUCACAUGUAUGUUGUAGGGAUUAACCACAGCCAGGAGAGAGGAAAGGAAGCUAGGAAAGGAAAGGGAGCGCUGAAAGGAAGCUAUGAAAGGAAAGAUGGAAAGGAAUCUAGGAAAGAAAAGGUAGUGUUCACAUGUAUGUGGUAGGGUUUAACCACGUUCAGUAUAUGGUUAUAGUAUUGGUUUUAGUGACAAGGCUAGAUUUAGUCACAGGCUGCUGCGGGGUGCAUCUCGGAUACGCCGCGUGGUUUGAGCAUGACAAAGACCGCUCUCUCCUAACCGAAUAAUGGCUAGCCAGUCCCAAGGUAUCCAGCAGCUACUGCAAGCUGAAAAACGAGCUGCAGAAAAGGUAGCAGAAGCCCGUAAACGUAAGAACCGUCGGCUGAAGCAGGCCAAGGAGGAAGCCCAGGCAGAGAUUGAGCAGUACCGUAUGCAGAGGGAGAAGGAGUUUAAGACCAAGGAGGCUGCGGCUCUUGGAUCUCAUGGUAACUCUGCUGUGGAGGUGGACAAAGAGACGGUGGGCAAGAUGGGCAGCAUCCAGACUAGCUACCAACGGAACCGCGAAGGGGUGCUGGGCAAUCUGCUGAAGAUGGUGUGUGACAUCAAGCCAGAGAUCCAUGCCAAUUACCGUUUUGCUGGUUAGACCCCCAUCCCUUAAACUAAGGAAGCAGUGACACCCUCCCAUUGCACUGCCAUCAGUUUACAUGCUUCAUUGAUACAUCUGCUACACCCAUGGAGCCAUCUCCUUUCUCUGCCAGCUCACUUGAAUGCUCUAUUCAUAAGUCUAUUUUCUCCAGAAAUUGAAUCAUCAGAUGGGUAUAAGAUUCACAUAGGUAGGCUAUACAUUUAUCUAGUCAAAUAUAAAGCAUAUUGACUCAAUUGAUUAAUCGAAACAGGCAGAGGUUGUUUUGGUCUGAUGCAGUGCAAUGUCUCUGUGGGUUCUGUCUUAUUGGCGUCCUGUAUCAAUGUGUUUCUGUGAUGGUUAGUGUAUAUGUGUCGCAGUGUGAUAUUUAUUUAUAUGGACUUAUUUGUGGAGACCAAUAAAGUACUUAUUCCAGUUAAUAGAAUUUUAGCCCCAAAAUAAUCUUUUUUGAAAAUCGAUCUGUUUUGUUUUAAAUGUUUUCCUGCUAUGAAAAUAAGAUUGUGUGUGUAUAGUGGACAUUCUUCUGUUUAGACAUCGUGACAUUAUGAAACUUUAAUAAAGUCUUCUCAAUUGCUAAAAUGU